UGUGUAAAUAGCGAAUAAAAGUAGAAGCUUUCGAAUUGGCUUCGCCCUGCCCCAGAACCGGGAGUGUGUCAAUCAAUUCUUUGUCUUCUCAUUCAUUUUUUUUGUGGGCAGACAAAGACAUUCAAUGGACCGGAAAUAGUGUAAUUGGAAAAUCUGAAAAUCGUGACAACGAAUCUAGAUAUAAACCGUAAUAUUAUAGAAAAAUUAAUGCUGCAUGAUGAUAGGCGUAGUUGCUGCAACCCCAACCCCCAUGUCGCCUGAAAGUAGGCAAAGUGGAAGUAAACACGCACACAGAUGCAUGCCCCAUUGAAAAAUCAAUAAUCCCAGCCGGCGCGUAGUGCCCGAGUGCCACAAUAACAACAAAAAUAGGCUCUCUUAAAAAAAAACAGGAACAAGUGUAAACAAAAGCACAAUCAUAGUAAAAACAACGAGUAUUACGCAAAGUAGUACAUAAAAUAAUAACGAUAAAACAUUCCGCCCUUAGAGGAGCUCAGGCAUAGUCAUUAUACGCAACAUAAUACGAGGCCAAAGGAAUCCUUACACGAAUGCCAAUCAGCUUUUCCUAAGCACCAUGCAAACGCUGCGCAAGAAAACGAGUCCUUGUAAAUAUCGCAAUGAUCCGGGACGAUUUUUCGGCGAUGGCGUUCAGUUCAAGGCCAAGCUCAUCGGCAUUCUGGAGGUGGGCGAGGCGCGAGGCGAUAGGAUGUGCCAGGAGGCGUUGCAGGACCUCAAGAUGGCCAUACGGGCUGCCGGCGAACACAAGCAGAGGAUAACCAUUCAUGUGACCAUCGAUGGACUGAGGUUGAGGGAUGAGAAGACGGGCGACUCCUUGUACCAUCAUCCCGUCCACAAGAUCUCGUUCAUUGCCCAGGACAUGACCGAUUCCAGGGCGUUCGGGUACAUCUUUGGGUCACCGGACAGCGGCCAUCGGUUCUUCGGCAUCAAGACGGACAAGGCGGCCAGCCAGGUGGUGCUGGCGAUGCGUGACCUCUUCCAGGUGGUCUUCGAGCUGAAGAAGAAGGAGAUCGAGAUGGCGCGCCAGCAGAUCCAGGGGAAAUCCCUGCACGAUCACGCCAGCCAGCUGGCCUCCCUGUCCUCGCUGAAGUCCGCCGGCCUGGGCGGCGUCGGUCUGGGUCUUGGCGGGCAUGGCGACCUGGCCAGCGGUGUAUCUAGUGGCGGGCAUGCACUCACCUUGCUGGGAGGCAGCCUCAACUCGGCCUCCAAUGGAACUAGCCGGCUGGGAGUGACUCUCGACGUGGCCAAGGCAUCGGGAUCGGCGGCCAAAGAAAUCUCCCCCGAGUCCGUGGCCGAUUUGGUGGACCUGGAGCAGGAGCUCACCUCCCUGCAGCGGGGCAUCAGCCAAAUGGAGCGCAUUACUCCCAAUGACCCCGCUUCCAGCGGUCAUCCCACUUUGGCCAAAUCCGCCAGCGAAGACGAUCCCUUCGGGGACUCUUUCAUCUACGUGCCCUCGUACAACAUCCUGCCACCGCCGCCCGACUCCGGACGCAAUCGCCACAAGCCAAAUAAGACCCCAGAGACGGCGGCCAGCCUGGAUGCGAUGCUAUCGCCGGCUCCAGGUGCCAGCAGUUCCCAGUCGCCGGCAGCCCAGGUGGUGGACAACGACGAUGACAACUGGCUGCAGGAACUGGAGCAGCAGAACGACGUCUUCGACACCACCAAAGUGGGCACCGCCGCCGGACUAGGCUCUAUUAUGACCAUGGCACCCCUGGCAUCCAGCGAAUCCACAGCCACGCCGACCCAGCAACUAACAGAGAUGGGAGGAUCUGGAACGCUGGGAGAUCUGGAUAUUGGUUUGGGAUCAGGCUCCGUUCUGGGCCAGGCAUUGAGCAGCGAAGAUCAGGCCGCCACAGUGUUGUCGCUGGAACCACCUACGCUGACUUCCCUGGAGGAUCCCCAUGGCCAUGUCCAGGCGGCCGAUCCGGUUCUGCUGCCCCGCGACACGGAUCCGUUCUCCCCGACGCGCAAGAAGAGUGAUCCGGACCCCUUCCAGGAGGGCGACCUCUUCGCCAAGCUGGACGCCUUUGAGUUUGAGGCUCCGCCGUCAGUGCCGGCUCCUUCGGUCCCCACGGACGCCAAGCCGAACGUCUUCAACGGGCCGCUCCAGGUGCAGUUGCCGCCGGAGAAAGAGCUCGAGCUCCAGCAGCCACCGGCAGCGGCCAUAUCCUCCAGCACGGUGAGGAAUCGUCCCUUGGCCGCGGUGUCAGCUCUGCCCAGUGGCGGACCCCUGGACGUGAUCUCCAGUAUUAGCAACAAGAAGAUGCCGCAUCUGUUUGGCCAGUCGCGGGCCUUUGGCAAGUCCUCCGACAUCGGAUCGAGUGUCAAUAUGCGGCGUCUGCAGGAGAGCGACUCCUUGAGCGAGACAGAGGCAGCUCCUGAGCCGCCACCGCGUCCGGACUCGGCUCCGUACUCCGAACCGCCGCCGCUGCCGCCGAAGAAGCAGUUCAGCGACCUGGUCAUUCGUCCCACGCCCGCCAUUCCAACUCCCCAGCAAGCGGCUGGAAGGUACGAGUACCUGAACAGCAGCAGCCAAGUGAGGAGAACUCCAUCCUCGUCCGCGGAUGCACCGCCCAUUCCAUUGCCAUCGCGUCGCGUGGGUCGUUCCGAUGGCAAUUUCCCGGGUCCGGGAAGACCCCGAAAGCCGGGACACACCGAGGAUGACUACCUAGCGCCGCUGGGAGGACCACCGCCUCUGCUUCCGCCGCCCAGCCAGGGAUCCUCGGUCAGGUCGAGACCCCAGAGACAGGCUUCGUUGGGCAGGCCGCAAGAUAUCUACGAGAACAAGGCGGAGAUCCUGCAGGCCCAAGCUCAGGCCCAGGUGCAGGGUCAAGUCCUGGAGAGCAGCGCCCCCCUGGCACCCGACAUCACCCUCACCCAGCUCCUCACCCUGGGCAUGGACGAGUUGGCCGUCAAGCUGAAUGUUCCCGCCAGCAAGCUGAGCACCAUGACCCUGGUCCAACUUACUGCCUACCUCUCGGAGUAUCUGUCCAGCGAGAAGAGCCAGGUCAGCAGCCAACCAGAGCGGAGAUCUUCGCCAGCCAAUCCUCCACCGCCAGCCGCUCCGCCCUCCACGGCCGCCGUUUUCAAAGUCAACUUCGAUCAGCAAACCUCCUUUGUGGCCAAGUUCGAUGACACCUUUGGCGAGGACGAGGUGCUUCCCGCUUCCAGUUCGGACUCCACUUUCGUGGCCAACUUUGCCAACUUCAACGACGCACCCGUUCCCACUCCUAUGCCGGGAGCAGGAGCAUUAUCAGCUCCCAUUGUGCCGCCAGCGGAUCGGUAUGCAGUCUUCCGCGAGAUCAUCGACCAGGAGCUCCAGCAGCAGCAGCAGGAAACAGACCUAAUGGGCGACCUAACUCCCCCGCCAGUGGACGAGAGUCUGAUUAAGGAAGCACCAGAGUGCUUGGAGGUGACCAGCGUUGCCCCAGAGCUGCCAAUCGAUGCCCUGGAGGUCGCUCCGGCUCCCAAGAUCGACACGAAAAUUACGGAAGUAGUGGCCCAGGCCAAGGAUCGGUACGCCGCCUUGAGGGACAUCAUCCUGGUGGAGAACCUCUUCGACAAGCCUUCACCACCAGUGGCUUCUGCUCAGCCCGAGAAGGACCUGCUGCAGGACUUUCCAGAGUUCAGCGAUGAGUUCAACGAGGACCACGAUCUGCGCCAGAUAAUGGACCAUCAGGAUCACGGGCAUAGCCAAGUUAGGGAUCGACGGGGUCUGGUAGAUAGCAGAGGCUUUCCCGCUGAACCCUCCUCCUCCGCCCUGACUGUGGACGACGACGACGAGGACGAAGAUGCCGACGCGGCCGGGGAGAGUAGUCUGGACAGCAAUGAGAAGGAUGCUGAGCCGGUGAGCGGCCAGGAUCAGUACGAGAAGCUGUCCACUUCCACGCAACAGCUGGACACCGCUGCUCCUGUUUUGGAGGAUCUGCCCCAGCCGCCUCCUCAGCCUCAGUCGUUGACCCCCAAGCAGGAUCAGAAAUUCUUGUCGGUCCUAACAGGUCCCCCUGGGGCCGGAACCAAGGACGACAUCGAAAUCGACGAGCUGAUGCAUCGGGCCAUAUCGAAUCUCUCCCUGGACUCUAGGGAGCGCGUGUCACCGGCCACAUCCUCGGCGGCUCCAUCGCGCGGAGCUCCCGGCCUGCACACUCCCUCGCAGUUCAACGAUGUCAGCACCUCACCCAUUCCCCUCCAGAAGCCGGUCCUGGGCGGCGGUCCUUCGCCGGUGCCCUCCCAGCUAUCGGCCGUCUCCCAGCUCAUCGACACGGCCACCAAGCAAAUAGGGGAUCGGGAUCGGGAGAAGCAGUCCGCCCAGUCCUGGGCCACCUUCGACUCGCCCAAGAACAAGGGCAAGGCCCGGCUUACUCUUCCACCCCCGCCACCUCCCGCUUCGAACACUUCCCAGCCAGACACGGUGGAGUCGCCCUGCAGCUCCGAUCCUCGGGACGAUGGUUGGUCUAAGCAGCAGCGCCGUUGGGCGAAGAAAGAGCGCCAGCAGACGUCCUCCUCGUCACGUGAUCUCAGUCCCUGGGACGACGAGACCCCCGAGUAUCUGAAGCGACGCCAAUUGGCCGCCGCCCAAAUGGCCCAUCCUCACCAGCCGCCGAUGCAGCCACCGCCAGAUCGGCAUGGCUACUACAUGCGGCACGCCAGGAGGAUGAACUCCUGCGACGAGGAUUACGACUACGAUGCGGAGUUCAUGGCUCGUCGGGAUCAGCAGCAGCAGCAACAGCAAAGGAAGUUCAAGCAUGGACUCUCUCGCAGCAGGGAUAACUUCGAUCUAGAUUCCCCCAGCUGGUAUCACCAUCCGGCUCAUCAUACCUGGUCGCCGCAGGAGAUCGAGCAGGCUAGGGCCAGGUCCUUCGAGAGGGCUUCCUAUGAACGUUCCAGCUAUGGACCACCGCCGCCCAUCUACGACAAACGCGGUCAGCUGAGGAGCAAGUACCGCAGCGACCACCGGGACAGGGAUCGGGAGCGUGAGAGGGAACGGGACAGGGACCGGGAGUACCGGGACUACGCUCGUCCCAGCUACGAUUUCGACUACGAAAACGUGUACGAGGAGCGCGGCGGACGUUCGCCCAUGGCCUACAAGCCCGGAAGAGGUGGUGCCGACUACAUGUACGACCGGGAAAGGGAUCGGGACCGUGACCGCAAGUCCUUCGAUCGCGAGAGCCUGGAAUCCUACGAGAGCGCCAAUCGACGGCGUCGCAGCUUUGGCAGCGGCAACGAUGUCUACGGGAGCUUGGACAGCCGCGAAGACUACCGCGGGGAGAGGGACAGGGAUCGGGAGCGGGAUCGCGAACAGAUGAAGACGCGGUCCCUGCGGAAGCCCACGACCACGUCGGGAAAGCUGCGCAUUAGCGGUGACAUAGACUACGAGCAGGAUUCGGAGCAGGACUUCCAGCAGCGGCCAGGUGUCCGGAGUCUGCAGCGGCCCAGCCAGUUGGGAGGGGAUGUGGUACUGCCCUCCAGUGCUGCUGGUGGCUCACAGAGACUGCGGAAGAGCAGCGGUUCCAGUCCAUGGGAUGGAGAGGAACCUACUUUGCCGGGCCAGAAAUCCUGGAAGCGUCCAGCCAGUGCUGCGGAAACGGAGAGGCGCCUGGCCGAAAGUCGUCGGGCGGCAGCUUUGGGACAAACUCCCUCAGACGGUGAAAAGGAGCGAAGAUUCCGCAAGAAGACACGUGCCCGCAGUGCCAAGGAUUUGGCCAAUAUGGGCACCAAUCCCGGCUCGGCUGUGCCACCUUCCCGCUACGGUCGUCCUGGUAUGAGGGAUAACUAUGACUAUAUGGGUCCACCCGGCCAGCGGAACGACGAAGUGGACGACGAAGAUGAUGACGACGACGAGGACUACGUGGACGAUGAGCCGCCUACGGAUGAGGACAAGUUCGAGAGGCUGAAUCGCAGAAGGCACGAGAUGCAUCAGCGGAUGAUGGAGAGCGAGCGACGGCACAUGGAACGGCAUCAGCCACCGCCGGCGCUGGGCAAGUUACCGGGUCAGAACCGGAACCGUGGCGGCGUAGGUGUCGUCAACAGCGAUUACGGAUUUGUGGACAGCUACGAGCAGACACCUACUCCGACACCGCGCUCCAAUGCCAGCAGUACGGGUCCCGGGGGCAUGAUGAUGAGCGGCGGUGAAUCCUCUGCCGGGGUGACCAGUUCCAAGUUUAAUUUCGACGACGGUUUUGAGUCCGACUUCAAUCAGAGCUCACCGCCUCCAGCUCCGGCAGGCACUGCAUCCAGCUGCACCUCCACGCCAGCUGGCCAGGUCUCCGGCAGUGGCAACAACGGCGGAUCCAAGAGCCUGUUCCGUUUCUCCAACGACUUCUCGGAUCGCGAGAAGCGGGAGCAGUUUGAAGCGGACACGCCACCAACUUCAACUCCUCCGAUCACCCAGAAACUACGCUUUGAUGACAAUGUCAAGGUCUCCCAGUUCGAUGACGCCGCCUUCGAGGAUGACUUCGCCAAGGCCUCCUUUGACUUCGAGAAGGAACAGGUCACGGCUGGAGGAGCUGGAGGAGCCAUGAGCCGAAAGCAGAAUAUGCGAACCAGCAAGCUGCAGCAGCGCCAGGAGCUCAUUAAGAAGUCGGAGUCUGUGAAUAUUUUUGCCAAAAAGCAAGAAGAUCCCUUCGAGGACGACGAGUUCUUCCGGUCGCCGGACCAGGAGCAGUCCAAGGAGCACCUCGAAGAGCUGCCGGAGUCCGGGGGCGGAGGCGGUGGCAAGUUCCAGUGGGGCGAGGAGGCGAACUUUGCCAAGUUCGAUGAAAACAUGUGA
Messenger RNA from Drosophila bipectinata, 6784 nucleotides. RefSeq names its product DAB adaptor protein (gene Dab). NCBI's taxonomy places the organism in Eukaryota, Metazoa, Arthropoda, Insecta, Diptera, Drosophilidae. Gene Ontology annotation, cellular component: cytoplasm. The record is from RefSeq and is a predicted model, not a curated record.